AUGCAGACUCUUGUGAGACUCCGGCAGUUUCCCCGAAGCUGUGCUGACAUCGCAGGAGCCAUUCUGGGGCUCUUCUUGAGAUGGAUAGUGUGCAUGGAGGAUGCCCAAGAUGUAAAAGAUUCGGCAACCCAACUGAUCCUAGAUCGCGCCGUGGGACAGGCAAGUGACCAAGAUGCGGAAAUGUACAAGUUCUUCAACACCAACAACCUUUGGGUGGACUUAAGGGCUCUGAAGAACCUCUACCGCAAAUACGAUGGCGCCUUGCCAUUGCCGGUGAUGAAGAAUUCCAAAACCGUCGAUCCGCGAGACAAGGCAUCCACGAAGGUCUUGCAGCUGGAAACCGCCAUGGGCGCGGCCAUUCAGUGCUUCCCCGGCGCCAGUGCCUUGGUCAUCCCCCGUACGCGCUUCGCGCCGGUGAAGACCACCAACGACUUGUUGGCCUUGCGUUCUGACGCCUACAUGCUGACAGAGGACUUCAGAAUUGUCUUGAAGGAAGAGAGGCAGGGCGUGCCACCCGACGUCAAGCUGGAUGGCAUGUACAAGUUCUUCGAUGCCAUGGAAAAGAUGAUCCCCAAUGGGGCUCCCUCCCUGGUGGGCUGCAAGAAGUUGGUGGUGGAGGGGGAGAUCACCUUCGCCAAGGAUGUGGUCAUUAAAGGCACAGUGACCAUCAAGAACAGCAGUGGAAGCUGUAAGGAGGUGCUGAAGCCAAGCGUGCCUGCAGGCACCUAUGAGGACUGCACAAAGGCUGGGUGGUUUUCUAUGGUGUUCCCCCUCCGCAGACGUCCUGGAACUAUGCUAAGAUCCACUGAACGAAGCUCCACUGGUUUCGCCAUGGAAAUCUUCUUGGUCUCGCCUCCCUUGGCCAAGCUACUUGGGAGCUACCUGCCACCCUUGGCACAGCAGUGCAUUGCCCUGCUGGCGCCAGGCUGGCACAAGCUGGAGAUGAGAGAUGAACCGAAGUUCUGGGUGCUGGGUGGCACAGGCCCUCCAUCUCUAGAAAGCGUGGAUGGCUUUGAUAUCGCCAAGCGGAGGUGGGAGUUUCAGCCACCCUUGCCGGGCAGACGCUGCGGACAUUGUGCCAACAUCAUGGGGAAGCACCUCUACAUCCUGGGUGGCAUUGGCGCGCCACGGGGCGCCUCCCGUUGGAGCGCCGAAGAUCACAGCUGGACGGAGCUUCCGAUGAUGCCGGUGCCGCGCAUUGAUUCAGCUGCGGCCGUCUUGGACUCCGGCCUCUACGUCUUGGGUGGCGCAGGCAAUGCCAAUGCCUCCAACAAGCCACUGGCGCUGUGCACGCGCUGGCUGGAGGCACCUGCUGGACCAUCGCUGGGAUCUUGGGAGUCCGUCCCCUCCAUGUCCUCCGGUCGUUGCGCCCUCGCCGCCGUCGUCCUCGGUGCCGGGCUCGUGGCCACGGGCGGCGUCGGGCCGCAGCCCGACGGCUGCGAGCGCUUCGACGCGGCGCGGCGGCGCUGGACGCCGGGGCCCAGGAUGGCGCUGGGGCGCUGCAGCCAUGCCGCCGUGGCCUGUGGAGGGCAUGUGCUGGUGAUGGGCGGCUUAUGCCAUGGUCGUCCAAGCUCUUCGGUGGAAUGUUGGUCGGUGGGGUCCAAGCGCUGGACCACCUUACCCUCCAUGCAGAUGCGACGGUUCGCACCCUGCGCGGCUGUGCUGACAGCAGGCAAGGUCUAUGUUUGUGGCGGCAGUGAUGGCGCUCAAAGCCUGAGCACCGUGGAAUCCUACGACUUUGAUGCGCAAAAGCCCAGCCGCUGGUGCACAGUGAGCAGUUUGAGGGUGGCGCGACACCGUGCGUGUGCCGUGGCCACGAGCUCAGGUGAAGGGUCGGUUGAUGGGGAGAUCCCCGAGGGAAAAUGGAGGUUUUGA
Cladocopium goreaui is the source of this 1875-nucleotide messenger RNA. NCBI's taxonomy places the organism in Eukaryota, Dinophyceae, Suessiales, Symbiodiniaceae. The record is from the annotation of a GenBank genome assembly.